This is a messenger RNA of Cyphellophora attinorum, 1203 nucleotides long. RefSeq lists its product as uncharacterized. The record is from RefSeq and is a predicted model, not a curated record. The transcript has 4 exons. The coding region runs from base 1 to 1203 and encodes 400 amino acids. Lineage: Eukaryota; Fungi; Ascomycota; Eurotiomycetes; Chaetothyriales; Cyphellophoraceae.
AUGAACAACUCGGUGCCGGACGCAUGGGAUGAUCAGUGGUCAUCGGUAGCAGAUACCACUCCUGGCUCAUCCGUCUCAGGCGCAAACAAGAAGGUGUCCUCAAAGGUCAGCAAAGCUCAGAAAAGAGCGCAACAGGCCGAGUUCAAUCGUCAACUCUGGGCAGAGGCGGAAGGUCCAAGAGAAACCAACUAUUUCCUCGAAUCUCGCAGCCCAGUCCCUCUACAAUCAGACUAUAAGCCACCGCCUGUCCUGCUAUCCCGAAAAGGACCGCCCAUCGUCAGCUCUGCCAGACCUGCCAACCACGGUCUCACUACCUACGACACCAAUGACAAGGCCGAGUCGUCCGAGGAUGAAGAGGAAGUAAAGGCCCGCGAACAGACUAUGGCUGAGCGUAAGGCGCAAGCGGCUAGAGAAAGAGUAGAGAAGCAGCGCAAGUACGACGAGCGAAGGCAAGAGCUUUUCGGUAAGGCGAGUGCCAGUGGUGCGAGUAACAAUGCAAGACCCAACAGUCAAUCUGGCACGUCCACGCCAAACAGUCUCACCCCACCUGGAUCUCGAUCUGCUACACCCAGCCGAGGUCGAGGUCGCGGGAGAGGAAGAGCCAACGCAAACUCACACGCCCAGCAAGGCCGUCUUCAGCAACGACAGCCAGCGCUCUUUGACCCUAGCUACACCGCCAAGCCCGACUCGAUCUUCGUACAGCGUCAACAGAGCUCACAGAGCCCCUUGCCGCCGAAAGAGCAACCACAGAAGCCCAUUCGCGAGCCAAGGGGUCCUGAUGGAAGCGGUCGAGGCGGGUUUGGCUUCAGUUCCACUCGCGAGUCACGUUACAUGACUGAUCUGGCCAACAACAUGGCUGAGUCUGUCUUGGACCGGCGCGAAGAAAACUACGACGUGAGCAAUAUGGCAAUGCCCAAGACACCUUUGCUGCAACCGUCAACUUCGAAAGUCGUCACCAGAUAUCCGUACGAGGAAGCGGAGCGUACGUUCAACAUCUUUGACGGCGACAGGAAGGGCUGCACGGUGUUCGGAGAGCAUACCUUGUACGAGACAGCGCUGCAUGCCAUGACUGACGAGCUUGAUUUCGGUGGCACUUAUGGCGAACGACACGUUUUUCUCGAUCCUCCUGGGCUAAACAAGAUCACGCCGCUGAGCGAACUCCCGAGAAGAGCAUCGAAUGUUGAUACUCUCUCCGCCCAGUAA